UGGACGGGGGGGGGGGGCGUGGUUGCGGCUGCGCGGGGCGGCCCUUUGCGCGGCUGCCGCAGGCCGGCCGGCUGGCUCGGUGGGAGCGGGCAGGAUGGCUGGCGUCGCCCUGUAUCUGGUCUCUACGCUGGGCGGCUACCUCCUCACCUCGGCGCUGCUGCUCAAAUGCCCGGGACUGCUGCACCGGCCCAAGCGGCAGCGCUUCCGCUGCCGGCACAUCUCCCACCGCGGCGGUGCUGGAGAGAACCUGGAAAACACAAUGGCAGCUUUUUGCCAUGCAGUUAAUGUGGGGACAGAUAUGUUGGAGCUAGACUGUCAUCUGACGAAAGACGAACAAGUAGUGGUAUCGCAUGACGAGAAUCUGAAGAGAGCAACUGGAAUUGACGUCAGUAUAUCUGACCUCAAGUACUCGGAACUCCCACCAUAUCUCUGCAAAUUGGAUGUCACCUUUCAGAAAGAAUGCCAUUGUGAGGGUGAAGACAAUCGCAUUCCACUGCUGAAGGAGGUGUUUGAGGCAUUUCCAAAUACUCCAGUCAACAUUGACAUCAAAGUGAACAACAAUGUGCUGAUUAAAAAGGUUUCAGAGUUGGUGAGCCAGUACAAACGAGAACAUUUGACAGUGUGGGGCAAUGUCAAUUAUGAGAUUGUGGAGAAGUGUCAUAAAGAGAACGCUGAUAUUCCUAUCCUUUUCUGUUUGAAACGUGUCCUGCUUCUUGUUGGCUUGUUUUACACUGGUCUGCUGCCAUUCAUUCCCAUCAGGGAGGAAUUCUUAGAAAUUCCUAUGCCCUCAAUCAUCCUGAAGCUGAAAGAACCAGAGAAGAUGACGAGAAGCCAAAAAUUUGUUAUCUGGCUUGCUGAUGUAUUGUUAAUGAGGAAAGCGUUGUUUGAUCACCUCACUGCUCGAGGCAUUCAGGUAAUCUGCAUUGAGGAAAAGAAACUAGCACACAAGAAAAGUAAGAAGUUGGAUCUGUGGAUAUCUGGACAGAUUACCCUGCAAAGUGUAGUCAGUAAAGCAACAGUGAAGUGGGAAAGAUUAUCCUCAGAAUCUCCUUUGCUGAUAUCAUCCUUUCAAGGAAGCCAAGGGCGAGCAUACCUCUUCAAUUCAGUAGUUAAUGUGGGUUGCGGCCCCGCAGAGGAGCGGGUGUUACUAACAGGAUUACACGCAGUUGCAGACAUUUAUUGUGAAAACUGCAAAACCACACUGGGCUGGAAAUAUGAACACGCUUUUGAGAGCAGCCAGAAGUAUAAAGAAGGCAAAUACAUCAUCGAACUAGCUCACAUGAUCAAGGAUAAUGGCUGGGAUUGAAAGGGAAGAGCCCAGCCAAACCAGCGUGUAAGAGAAUGCCAUCCAACAGAACAUUAUAUCCAAGAGUGAGAGAGUGACCGAACGCUUGGUUCCAUGCAUUUAGAGGCUCUGCCAUUUGGGAGCAUCUUCACACCCUUCUCCAUCUUUAUUGGUGACUGGCCUCUAAAUUUCUGUCUCUCCGUCUCUUUGCUUUUUAUCUGUUUGUGAAUUGACCCUGGCUGCUUCUCUCUGUGUUCUGGCGUUGGCUAAGAGAAUGCACCAAAUGCCUGACAGCAUUCCAUGUUUAUGAAUGUGAAAGUACAAACUGAAGUUGGCUCUUCAUUGGCAUUUUAUCAGAGGGUCUCAGUGCGGGAGGGAGACCAGAGUUUUGGGCAGGAGGAGAGAAGAAGGGGACGGGGGCAGGAGGGGAAGUAAGCAGGAACGAAACUGCUUUUCCUUUAAGUCCUGGUAACCAAGGUUUGAAACUAUGGACAGAAAUAUACCUCAUGACUGCAUUCUCUCUGAAUCUCGAACCUGCUGUUCCAGAGGCAGAGCUCCAGAUUAAGCUGGCUGAGCACAAGUUGUAACCAAAAGCCCCUUGCUAGCUAAUUCCUGAAACUGAUGUGCAAUUCCAUCUUUUGAUAGGUUGUUUCAUACUAUUCACACAGUCGCCUUUUGUGAACUUAUUGUUGUGGAGCUUGAUGGCUAGAGAGAUUCCCCAAGCUCUCUCCUUUUGCUUCUCCCUCCUCCUGUUUCAUAGCAGAUGGGCAAACCGUCCCAUCAGAGCAUGACUACAACCUCAGCACUGCUAGGGAAACAAAAUUCUGAUCCUGGGCAACUGAGAGAGGAGGAGUCGAAUCAUGUAAUGUAGUGGGGCUGGUGCUGCAGUUUAGAAGAUAUGACAGACAUGCAAGAACAUGGGCAUGUGCUAGGAAAAUAUGUAGGGGGAGAGGGCUGUAGGCAAACUCAGAAACAUAUGAUGCCACCUUAAUUUUCCAGUCCUUACUGUGUGCCGUUAGGGCGAAUCUGUUUACCAUUGGCAAUGUUAUAGCUUGGGAUCCAGUCAUCUUAAUAUGUAAUGGGAAAAUGGCUUUAAUAGGCGCUCUAAAAUUUCAGACUCCAGCCAUCAGCUCCACUCUUUGAAUCCAUCAGAGAUGUGAUGGAACAGUAAAUGGCUCUGGUGGCUGUUAAUAUCGUGUUUCACAGGUGGCUAUUUCAAGCCCUGAUGUAUCCCUCCCAACCUCGACUCCUGGCGUUUUAAAAAACCUGUUUCGUACUCUGGAAGACUGAAACUUAGCAUCCCCCAAAUGGGGUAGCCUCGGAGUUGUAGGGGGAGAAGAGGUUUUGACAUCUAACUGCAGCGGACAAAUCCUACUUUAAUUUAUGUAAAUUAAUUUUUAUGGACCAUCUUUAUGUUGUUGGUGUGGGAGAGGGGGAGAAUGUGUAUGAAAGAAGAUAGUAUACACAUAAAUGACAGUGCAAAGCUUCCUCUACAACAGUCCAGUCAGUAUCUGGUGCAGAACACAAGACUAUUUAACUGAAUUAGUAUUAUCCAUCAAGUGAAUUAUUUUUGUUUGUGGAAUUCUUUCGAAGUAGGUUAAUUCUCGGGGGGAAAUCCCUCUCAAUCCAAGGAGUGAAAAAUGAUGUGCAGGGGUUCGUAGCUCCUUAUGAAAUUGAACCUUCUGAUGAUUAGAACCUAAUGCCGCCUUUUUUUCCAAUAUUCAGGUUAGCAGAGUUGAAAGGAUUUCAAAAUCACAUUUGCUGUUAAGUGGGGAGGUGUCGGGGGGAAUGCAGAGAGAGAGAGACUAGUUAGAAGUGGGAUUAGACUUCUAUGUUCAGUACCAGUGAUUAAAACCUGAAUAGCUCAUGUGAAAAGUGGGAGUUUUCUCUCCUGCUCACUAGAUGAGUGUGGGGUCCAUGGCAUCACUGGUAACAUUUGGUUAUUACCCAGAAAUAGGUGACAAGAUGGAGACUGAGUGUUACCUCUGGAAGGGAUGUACCGAAUGCCUUCUUUGGCCAUUGUGUUAGGAGGUGGCUUCUGCCUUCACCCUAUCUGAGGUGAAUAACAAGACCACUUCAUCUUUGACUUCUGGUAGACUCUACUUCCAUCAUCCUCAUUCCCCUCCAUCACCUCUACCUUCAACAAAAAGAAUUCCUCAGUACCCAUUAGCUUGUUGACUCUGGGAUUGGCCUUCUCUUCAUUGCCCUUUCCACUCAAUGUUUUGUUGGUUUUGGCCAGUAAGGAGUUAUUUGCUUUCUUUGAAAAGCUCUUAUCUUUCCUUGAAAACAGCCUUUAAAGGGAUCUGAUCUGAAAUGGGAGAAAUAAGGGAUAACCCACAAUAGCUUGUGUGCAGAUGGGAUACAGAGCCAUACCUAGACUCUGCUAAUCUUCCCUGAAUAAGUAUAAUUUUAUGCACUACAAUGAUCGCCAAUAAAAAGCCAACAUGCUUCUAAUAAUCCCCCAGUAUUCAGUCUCAAAUACUGCAGCGUUACCCCUGUACAUUGUAAUUUUUUGCACCAUUAGUGUAGGAUACGCUGUACCUCUUAAAAAUAAGAGCACAGAAUAGUGUCAGAUGCAACCGUUUUUAUUCUUUGUGUACUAAGAACAAGAAGUAAUAUCUCAGAUGGCAAUACGCAGUAACAAUUUACAUAAAUUGCAUUUUUGAUGGCGACCACUGUAAAUUUGAAUAUUUGUGGCCAGAUCCUCAGUUAAUGUAAAUUGGCUUAGUUUCCUUGACUUCCGUGGUGCUACACCGGUUUAAAUCAGUUGAGGAUCUGGGCCCACGUGCACACGCAGGCACACACUUGACUGUAGGUUAAUUUUUAUACACUGUACAAAGAGAUAAGUUCUCCCUCAUGUGUCAGCUAAACCUAAAGUGCUUCUUAUGAUGUAAGGUCCACUGUUAACUCAUCUGUGACCUGCUGUAUUAAGACAUAUGAUAGUAUUGGGAGUUGAAAACAAAACAGAGUGAUUAAAUUUAUAGGCUAUAACAAUCAGGGCAUUCUCAGUUGAUUCGUUGCAAAAUAAUAGAUUCAGAACAUCGCCAAAGAACCACACCACUUGCAUGUCAUUGGUCGAGUCAGUUAACGGUAGCCAGUUAGUUACAUCGAAGGAUGGGCAAGGCAUGCCCUUCAUUUCCAACGUGGAGCUGCAGUACAGAGAGUGAGCGUGUCCCAGCAUCCAAUGUCCAGAUCACAGUGGAGCACUGCAUACUGGGAUUUGUAGUCUCCAUGAGUGGCAGCCUCAGCAAAAAUGAAAACUGCAAGUUUUGCUCCAUUUUCUGCCCCCCUAGCAUCCCCCUCUUUAGUUUCUAGCAAGCUGCCACCAAGGCCCUUUGGUAAUGCAAAUUCUGGGCACCCCUGAGUUUACAUCACAGCCAGUGUACCCCAAAGCUAAACUUUGGUAGGUUUUAAAUGUUUUGCUCAGGCGGAUUAUCUUGUGUGGAAUCGUGACCCUGUAAUAAAUAUUCAGAUGAUAAUAUAUACAGAACAUAAUAAGAAUUAUCUUGUGAAAUAUACUUUUGUAAAUAAUAUUUAAUUUUUUAAAAAAAUAAUAUAUUUGGUGCUGUUUUCUCAGAACCCACCCCUGAGAGCACUUUUUUUGUUUUGUUUUUAAAUUAUACUGUUUCCUCUGUCUUAGUUGGAAAAUAUGCUUAAAGGGAAACAACAAUCAUAAAUAGCUGUUUUCUUAAGUUGCUACACUUUUCACCUGGACAAGGCAGAAAAAGGACGAAUAACCUCUAGUUCCAUCCGGCAGAAAUUACCUCCUAUACAAGCCAUUGUCAGGUUACAAACAGGCCCCCAAUUCAGGAAGGUGCUGAAGCAUGUGUGUAACUUUAGGCACAUCUGAAUGCACAUGUGUUUAAAGGUAUUCACAUGCUUCAGUACCUUCCUCAGUCAGUGCCUGAGGCCCCUGACUUGCAAUUGGAUCCACAUGGGAAGACCUUAAUUCCUACAUGGAGUCUCUUUAAUGUCAGUGGGGCUCCGUGUAAGUGCAUAGAUCUGCCUAAGUCGAUCUGAUUGCAGGAUCUGGCCUGAAAUAUUCUUUUGCACCAGUAUUGGUUAGAAUGAAAUAAAUAAUGAAGAUUUAGAAUGUGGAAGUGAAUUUAAGUUGCAAUCUCAGAAUCUUUAUUUCCCAUUGCUUGGGGCAGUAGGGGGCAGGGGACGGAGAAUUCUAACUAAUCAGGAAUUCUAAUUUGCUUUGCAAAUAUUUUUGGAUGUGGAUCCUGGUUUUAAUUUUGUUUUUAAUAUAAAUAAACCAGGCUGCUACAUAGUGAAUUCAAGUAAAAGUUUACAUCUCUGGCAGUAAAGUUAUUUCCCCUCUCCUCUUUGUCUUUUUUCCUUCCCCACUCCCCCUUAAUUUUUAUUUCAUUGGUCUUCUUGUUUAUCUCAAAGUGGACCAACAGCACAAAUCAUUAGACUGCGUUUUGUUGAGUAAGGAGCUAUUUGCCGUGCUGAGUAACUGUUGCACACACUUUUUUUUUCUCUUUUUGGUGCACACAUUUUAAAGGCAACAAAACCUGCACAUGGACUCUGUGGUUCUUGUGAGGAUCAGCAAAGAAUUUUCUUUUUAUGCAUUUUCCUAAUUGAUACAUGAGUGUAUUAAUCAUGCAUUUCGUUUCUAUAUGAACCAGUUCUUGGACAAGCAUCCUGUUGGAUAAACAGAUUUGAAAUGCAGAGCUCAGCUAAGUAGUAAGAGCUUUCCUUGCCAGAUGAGAGGCCUGAGAAAUGGAACGUUCAGAAACAAAAAUGUUACGCAUUGAUUUGGAAGAAUCUUGUUUUAAAAGAACAAACAGGAAGGGAAAAUAAAAUCACACUUAAUAUAAAACCAAAAAAAUUGACAUUUAAAUGCAAGCAGAAUGAUGUUGUGUAAGGUACGAUCACAAAUAAGCUAUUCUCGUAGUUACAAACUGUACCCAUCCUUUGUUUUGUUUUUCAUAAAGAAAUGGGAAUGCUUUCCCACUGACAAAAUGAAGAGACGAUAUUUCCAAUACCAGCCUGUCUAUUGAUGCUCUUGUGUUUACAAACUGUGUAUACUUUUAUUUCUUUGUUUUGAUUUAACUAUAUUUUUGGCAUAUUCUUUCAGGUCAUAUUGCUUCGGUAAUAAAUGCAAUUGUUUGUUUUUAGAUAAUUUGUAUUCACCUCUUUGUGUCUUUGUACAUUGUACAUAGUUCUUCAGUAUUAGAGAGAGGCAUACUGUUUGUCAGAUUUACAAUAUGUGUUGGUGCUCA
Molecule: messenger RNA, 6516 nt
Organism: Mauremys reevesii (Reeves's turtle)
Lineage: Eukaryota; Metazoa; Chordata; Testudines; Geoemydidae
Product: protein yippee-like 2
Exons: 14
Coding region: 95-1306 (403 amino acids)
Biological process (GO): glycerophospholipid catabolic process; N-acylethanolamine metabolic process
Cellular component (GO): endoplasmic reticulum membrane
Molecular function (GO): phosphatidylcholine lysophospholipase A1 activity; phosphoric diester hydrolase activity
Source: RefSeq, a predicted model, not a curated record